This is a messenger RNA of Seriola aureovittata, 3246 nucleotides long. It is a transcript of the gene nkx2.4a, whose product is annotated as NK2 homeobox 4a. The coding region runs from base 1507 to 2565 and encodes 352 amino acids. Gene Ontology annotation, biological process: regulation of transcription by RNA polymerase II; cell differentiation. The transcript is spliced from 2 exons. Gene Ontology annotation, molecular function: DNA-binding transcription factor activity, RNA polymerase II-specific; RNA polymerase II cis-regulatory region sequence-specific DNA binding. The record is from RefSeq and is a predicted model, not a curated record. Gene Ontology annotation, cellular component: nucleus. Lineage: Eukaryota; Metazoa; Chordata; Actinopteri; Carangiformes; Carangidae.
AUAUGCAUAAGAACAAUGAUUUAUUACAAUCAGGCUAUCAACUUAACCGGAGAUUGGUGUUCUUGAUAUGUCGCUAUAAUUGAUGGCUGACCAUGUCACAUCUUCAUUUGUUCAAUUAAGGUAGGUAGCUACUUGCUGCGGUGCCAUGCUAAAUUACAUUAGUGGCUUCACGCAGACGAGUGCUUCCUUCCUCCAGUAAAGGAAGAUGGGAACGCAUUUCACGUCUGGAAAAUAACCUCGGAGCAGCACACCUGCUCCUGCUGAUGUCUGCUGCGAGGUGUUGAGGGUGAUGGAAAACAUAACAUGCCAUAACAAACAUCAUCAUCAUCAUCAUCAUCAUCAUCAUCAUCAUCAUCAUCAUCAUCGUCAUCAUCAUCAUCAUCAUAUUGAUUAUUUACAGCAUAACAGUCAGAUUAUUUUUAUUUUUCGGUAGUGCUGAGCUACAGACUCAAUCAUGCGUUGUAGAUCAAUAAAUGUCACACGUCAGGAUAUAAUAGGAAGCCAUAUUAACUGGUGUUCAUUAUUGCGAUUUGUAGCACCUCUUUUCUCUUUUGACCCCCCCUUGUUGUCUCUCUGUCUCCCUCUGAUUCUUCCCCUGGCGCCAGUCAGUUUGCUCAGAGAUUACAGUGUCAGGUCAAAACUGCGAAGUGUCAUUAAUGCAUGUUGACCAGACUUUGAGGACUUGAGGUUUGGAUAUUGUCUCCAAACUGCAUUAAGUCGAAUUAAAACUAAGAAACGUAAAUGUAACUAAGAAAUGUGAGCAUAAAUUAGUUUUCUGCUCUUUCCAUAUUAAAUCAGGAAAACUGCAGCUGCUUGGAAAAGAGAAUCUACAUGUCCUCUCUGGCUGAUCAUGAAUGCUAGGUAGUGAAAUACUCACAGGUUGGAGCCCUACUGCCGUUCCCUUUCAGCAUUUUGUCAUUUUGAGCUUAUUUGGUCUUGUCCCUCUCUGCUGGGGCAAAAUGAUGCUUAAGAAGCAUAAAUAAGCUGGUCAUACAACUUCAUUGUGCCUCUUUGAUGAUACUCGGUGGCCCUUAUGUCUGUUCAAAGUGCUCUCAAAGUUUCUAGAAAGAGUGGAAUUCCCUACUGACGCAAAAUAGUCAUAUGUGGUCAGAUCAGCUGAUGUGCAGAACAUAAUGGGUGAUUCUCACCUGUAUAUAGUUGUCAGAAAGGACAGAAUCAUAAAUAUGCGGCGUCGUUUUAUUCAUGUUUACGACUUCAUAUAAAGCAAAGUGUAUUUUUAUGAACUAUUCCCCCCUAAAAUGUCAAUGACUAUUGUUUGCUGGUUUAGGAGUUUUGCUCCGCCCCCUGUGUUUGUCGUAAACCUGGCUCCUGGCUCCAAUAAACCCGGGCUAAGAGCGCCCUGGGCUCGCCUCCUUCUCCAAGGCGAUCAAUAGGAUCUCAGGCGCACUACAAGCACUCUCUUACGUAGACAUCCACCAAGGAGAGAGCCGAUACAACAACACGGUUGAUCUGCUCAAACACAAAAAUCUACCUGCUUUCUGAAUCAUGUCGUUGAGCCCAAAGCACACAACGCCUUUUUCAGUGACAGAUAUUUUGAGUCCAAUCGAGGAGACCUACAAGAAGUUUAGUGGCAUGGACGGCGCAGGAAACCUAACCUCUCCACUGGGAGCCUACCGACAGCCUCAGGUGUCUCAGACCGGCAUGCAACAACACUCCAUGGGCCAUAACGCCACCGUGGCCACCACUUACCACAUGCCGCACACCGUCUCCCAGUUCUCCCACAGCGCAAUGGGGGGAUACUGCAAUGGAAGCAUUGGCAACAUGGGAGACCUCCCGUCGUACCAGGAAAGCAUGCGGAAUAGUGCAGCAACAGGGUGGUACAGCGCCAACCCUGAUCCCAGAUACUCCACAAUUUCUAGAUUCAUGGGACCUUCCACAGGUAUGAACAUGACCGGCAUGGGCAGUCUCACAGGAAUGGCGGACGCCACCAAAUCCAUGCCAGCUCUCCACGCUGCGCCGAGGAGGAAACGGCGCGUCCUGUUCUCGCAGGCUCAGGUCUACGAGCUGGAGAGGAGGUUUAAGCAGCAGAAAUACCUGUCGGCGCCUGAGAGGGAGCACCUGGCCAGUAUGAUCCACCUGACGCCGACUCAGGUGAAGAUCUGGUUUCAGAAUCACCGGUACAAGAUGAAGCGCCAAGCCAAGGACAAGGCAGCGCAGCAGCUGCAGCAGCAGCAGCAACAGGACGGUAACCUGUGCCAACAGCAGGCGCAGUCCCCGAGGCGCGUAGCCGUGCCAGUUCUGGUGAAGGACGGUAAACCGUGCCAGAACGGCUCCAACACGCCGACGCCGAACCAGCAACAGGUACAACAGAGCCAACAACAAAGCCAACAACAGAACGGAGCAGGAGUCGUGCUCGCAUCCUCGACCAGCAGCCUCACCCAGCAUCAAAGCCAGCAGCAGGUGAACGCUUUGGAGCUGGAGGAGAUGUCGCCCAGCCCCCCCUCACUGCACAGCCAGCUCAACAUGGCCCAGAUAGACACAUCAGCUGUAGAUUACACCAGUAACAUGGUCAGCUCAAACCUCCUCUACGGCCGAACGUGGUAGGACCUAAUACAGUACUGUCACUUUCCACUUUUUCUAUGUGAACCUGCGGAUGAGCCCAUGCAAGAGCAAUAUAUAUAUAUCUAUAUAUGUAUCUAUAUAUAUGGAUAUAUAUAUCUAUAUAUAUGUUGUGUGAAGGCUGAAAAUGGGGGCCCUUUGGUGCUGGAGGGGACAAGGCGCACCAGCUGAUCAGGGCACAUUUUCUUGACAUCUCUGAGAGGAGAGUCUAUUUUUGAACAUUACAGAAAUGGCUGCCCUUGAAAGCAAUUAUGUCGUUUCUGGACCUUUUGUAAUCCAUGUUUUGGACCUUCCUCAUGAUGUUUUAAACGUAGUCUAUGUUGUUGAAACAAAAGGAAUGCUGCUUCACUUGAGUUUGGACUGGGGGGAAAGGUGGGAUCAGGUUUGAAGUACACUAAACCACCACUCCUUCUUUGCGGUGAUAACCUGGUAUUUUAUCAUAUUAAUAUUGUAAACUAAUGUAUUCAUUUAGACUUAUUGAAUAAAGUAGGGACUUGUAUAUUUGGCUAACACACAAGAAUGCGUUUAACUGUGUAAUAAUCGUUAUUGCGUCCACUUUUAUGUUUUCUUUAUUCUUUUGUAAGUUAAAAAGGAACAAAUGCGUGAUGGCUGCUGUAUAUGUUUCAAAACCAAGUGAACGUUAACAAUAAAUAACUUGACGUGUGA